Nicotiana attenuata is the source of this 2733-nucleotide messenger RNA. RefSeq names its product probable DEAD-box ATP-dependent RNA helicase 48. The transcript has 10 exons. The annotation marks the transcript as partial. Gene Ontology annotation, molecular function: RNA helicase activity; nucleic acid binding; ATP binding. The record is from RefSeq and is a predicted model, not a curated record. Lineage: Eukaryota; Viridiplantae; Streptophyta; Magnoliopsida; Solanales; Solanaceae.
CCCUCUUUCUCUUCAGUAUAUCACCAUUUUCUUCUUCAUCCAAUCUCUACAUCACAGCUUCAGUUUAAUCGUUCAAUGGGCGGCGGUCCUCGUACGUUCCCGGGUGGUCUCAACAAAUGGCAAUGGAAACGCCUUCACGAGAAGAAAGCCCGAGAUAAAGAAAAACGACUCCUUGAUCAAGAGAAACAGCUUUAUCAGGCCCGAAUCCGAUCUCAAAUCCGGUCUAAAUUAACUACUUCCGACGAACAAUCAUAUAGAUCUCACGAACAACAACAGCCUAACUAUGGCCCAGUUUCACCCCAAGACCAUAUUAAAUCUCUAGCCGAUCGAUUCAUGAAAGAAGGUGCUGAGGAUUUGUGGAACCAAGAGGACGGCCCAAUUAAUACCCCACAGCACAAUCAACAUCGUUCAGGAAUUAGUGAGCCUAUUGAUUUGCGUAAAUUGAUUCCACAAAAUUGCAGUUUUCAGAAAGCAAGACAUUUCUGUACGAAUGUUAGGAAUGACGUGGCAGAAAAUUGGAGAACCGAAAUACCUAAAUUUUCGAACAGUUGGUCGAGACAGAAUAAUCUUUUAAUGUUUGGAUGGAGAAUGUUUAAUAAAAAUGAGAAUAGAAAUGUAAAUAAUUUGAAUAGUUUAUUGAACUUUAGAUAUUAUUCCAUGGAUACGAGAAAGGGGAAUCGGUCAAGGAAAUUAGGUUUCACUAGAAAUGAGAAUUCGUCAGAUGAAGAUACCGAGGAUGAUGAGGAUGAGGAAGAGGAGGAAGGGCGGAGUGGAGGGAGUGUUAAAAUGAUGAGUAGUGCUGCUCUAGGGAAGUAUGAUAUGAAGACGAAGAAGAGAGUUCCAUUGAAGUUUGUGGAAAAUGAGGAUGAUUUAUCAUUGCACGUGGAGGCGAUAAGGAAGGAGGUUAGAGAGCGGAGUAAGCAGAAAAGUGAAAGCGAAGAAGAAGGCGAGAAGGAAUCGAUACUUAGUUCGAAAAGGUUUGAUGAAUGUGAUGUAUCUCCUUUGACAGUCAAGGCCCUUACUGCAGCAGGUUAUGUGCAAAUGACUAAGGUGCAAGAAGCAACACUUUCUGCUUGUCUUGAGGGAAUGGAUGCUUUAGUUAAAGCAAGGACAGGCACUGGAAAAAGUGCUGCUUUUUUGCUUCCAGCUAUUGAAACAGUUCUGAAGGCCUCAAAUAGAAAGAGCGCCCAAAGGGUCCCACCAAUAGAUGUACUUAUUCUGUGUCCCACGCGAGAACUUGCCAGUCAGAUAGCUGCUGAAGCUAAUGUUUUGUUAAAGUACCAUGAAAGCAUUGGUGUGCAGACACUAGUUGGAGGGACGCGGUUCAAGGAGGAUCAGAAACGUCUAGAGUCUAAUCCAUGCCAGAUUAUAGUUGCGACACCUGGUAGAUUAUUAGAUCACAUUGAGAACAAGUCUGGCUUCUCUACACGAUUAAUGGGAUUGAAGAUGCUUAUACUUGAUGAAGCUGACCACUUACUGGACCUUGGGUUCCGGAAAGACAUAGAGAAACUUGUCGAUUGCUUGCCUCGGAAAAGGCAGUCUUUACUCUUUUCAGCUACUGUCCCUAAGGAGGUCCGUCGAGUAUCUCAACUUGUUCUGAAAAGGGAACAUGGUUAUGUUGAUACGGUGGGGCUCGGUCUGGAAACGAAUCCAAAGGUUAAGCAGUUUUAUCUCGUUGCACCGCAUGAACAACAUUUUCAACUUGUGCACCAUCUUUUGACAAGCCAUAUCUCAGAAGUGCCUGAUUACAAGGUUAUUGUUUUUUGUACAACAGCGAUGAUGACAUCCCUCAUGUUUUCCCUUUUCCGUGAGAUGAAAAUGAAUGUGAGAGAGAUCCAUUCCCGAAAACCUCAACUUUAUCGUACUCGAAUCUCCGAUGAAUUCAAGGAAAUAAAACGUGUAAUUCUUAUUACCUCCGAUGUGUCAGCUCGAGGGAUGAAUUAUCCUGAUGUGACACUGGUAAUUCAGAUUGGUAUUCCUGUUGAUCGGGAGCAGUAUAUACAUCGGCUUGGAAGAACCGGGCGAGAGGGCAAAGAAGGAGAAGGCAUCCUGUUGCUUGCACCUUGGGAACAAUAUUUCUUGGAUGACAUAAAAGACCUCCCCAUGGAAAACUGGCCAGUUCCACAUCUUGAUCCUCGUGCUAAAGUCAAGAUAGAAGAAGCAAUUGGAAAGAUGGAUGCUAGUGUCAAAGAAGCAGCUUAUCAUGCUUGGCUCGGUUAUUAUAAUUCAGUAAGGGAAAUAGGCAGAGACAAGACGACGCUUGUCGAGUUAGCUAACCAGUUUAGCGAGUCUAUUGGUUUGCAAAAGCCUCCUUCGCUAUUCCGUAGAACAGCUCUAAAGAUGGGAUUGAAAGACAUUCCAGGCAUUCGGAUACGAAAGUAGCACAAGGUUCUUUGGUUUUACGUUAAAAGAUUUUUUGUCAGAAGAAAGUAGUAAUUUGGCCUCAGACCAAUGGGUACAAGUUUUAAGGAUUCUUUAACAUAGAUCCGAAAACACCAUUAGCAGGAAUUGUAUUUGGCCUUUUGAUUGCAUUUAGACAUCUGGUGAAUGUGUUAAAUCUUCUUGAAAAUGAAUGUAAAUAUUGGAGUGCUGAAUGAACUCUGUAAACCUCCAGCGAGGACCUGUCAAUGGGCUCGUGUUCAUUCAUCCAUUGACAAAUUCGUAUAUUUUAAAGGAAUAUACAAACCGAAAAAAAUAAAUGUAAGUACAUUAUAUAAUUCAAUAUUUCCUCCU